AUGCGGCCGUUUGUUUGUUUCUGCGAUGCGAUAGGGAGGGGUGGUUUUAUUAUUACUGCACGGAGCGGGCGACGUUCAUUUUUUCCCUCACCGCCGCCGCCGCCACCAUUUCCGCCGGGAAUUCGUCCGGCGCCUGCGGCGUCCGAUGCAAAGCCGUUUUUUAGAAGCCGUGAUGAUGUGGUAAAAGAUGCCAACUUACCGCCAGACGCAACGAUGUUUGAGGCUUCCAUGCCACUUGAAAAGAGAGACGCCAACAGCAAACAGACGGAAAAAUCGCAACAUUUUCACCCUCAUCGACCCUCUUUCUUGUCCCCUGAAAAAAUUUCCAAGCAUUUCCCAAUAUCUGCCAAGUUUGCGGCUUCAAUGGCAGAUGUGCUGAAGAUUCCGGUACCAAACAAAAAUGGAUUAGCGGCGGAACCAUCAGCGACACUCGUACAGGAGUACAGGGAACACACCGUGCUUGGUUGGUCCCCUACUCAACUCUACGACGUUGUAGCGGAUGUCUCACGGUACAGUACAUUCCUUCCAUGGUGUGUGGAAUCGACUGUACACGAAGUGAGACGCCUCGAUGAUACGAAUACGGCUGAUAACAGCAGCGGCAGCGGCAGCGGCAGUAGCAGCGGCAAGAGUAGGGUCAGGGAUGGGGGCGGCAUUUGUGGUAGCGGUGAUCCAAUGGAAAUGACGGCCACACUCACCGUUGGAUUCUCCUUUUUUAAAGAGCAAUACACCUCUCGUGUGUUACUUGUGCCCGAGAAGAAAGUGCAAGCCGUUCUUAAGGAGAGUGAGACGCAGCGUCGUUGUCCUGUUCUCACGGAGCUUAACUGCGUCUGGGAGUUCAGCCCUGUGCCAGGGCAGCCGCGACAAGUGGAGGUACGAUUUCUUAUCCGCUUUGCCUUUCAUAACCCCUUGUAUUCCAAACUAAUCAUGUCAAAAGUGGUAACCCUCAUGACGCAAAGUUUUGAAAAUCAGUGUGAGAAACUCCACGGCCCACCAAGUUGCCAACGUGAGCACCUCGUCACUAAAUAA
Molecule: messenger RNA, 1026 nt
Organism: Trypanosoma cruzi
Lineage: Eukaryota; Euglenozoa; Kinetoplastea; Trypanosomatida; Trypanosomatidae
Exons: 1
Coding region: 1-1026 (341 amino acids)
Biological process (GO): cellular respiration; ubiquinone biosynthetic process
Molecular function (GO): ubiquinone binding
Source: RefSeq, a predicted model, not a curated record